UAAAGAAGCGUUAUAUUUAGCACAUCUGGCAUAGUAGCAGUAAACAAACAUUAUAGUCUUUGUAACACUUUUGUGCAGGUGCCUUCUCUCGAUUUUAUUAGGUCUAUGCCUUCCAAGCCUCUGCGUUCAUUACACCUGAAAUGACCCAUCUCGACUAGGGAGGGGUCCCUAGAUAGAAGUUAUGAAUUAAUGUUUCAAAAAACAAACUCCAAUUGAACCCAAUACAGGGGAAAAUUACUAUUUGUAAAAUAAUGUGAUUCCGGGGCUUAAAUUACAUUCUCUUGACCAAGAACAACCUCUUUUAUUACUUUUUAUUUCCUGGAGGUUUUCCCUUGAGGCUCCCCAUCCAGAAAGAGUUGCCAACUCAAGUUGCAGCAGGACCAAGGUUGCGUUUUUAUACAUAUGCAGCUCCGGAGGGGAACGGGCGGGGGCGGGCGGCGAGGGGAGAAUAACUAACUGCUCGGUCCUGCAAAGACAUCUGUUUCUCAUCUCCGUUUGCUGUGGCAAAGGAGAAGCAAGUCUCUUGCAAAGGGUGGGAAAGGCACGGAUUUUUUUUUUUUUUUAAUCAUACGCACACACAACAACAACAAAACUAAACCAAAUAAAAAAAGAGAAGACAUCUCAGAAGGUUGCAGAGUGAAUACAUUAUUUGGCUGGAACCGGGCUCCCAGGGCUAGGGCGGGAGCCCGGGAGCGCGUGGGGUCUGGGCUGCGGGCUGGAGCUGGGCCCGCGUGUCCCCGGGCACCGGGAGGGGAGGGGAGGAGAGCGAAGAGGGAGGGCGGGAAGGAGGCAGGGGGCGGGCUGGGGUGGGGGUGAGGGGAAGGCGCCCCGUGUGCUGCCUGAGGAGUGGCGGCGGCGGCGGGAGCAGAGGGAGGGAGGGAGAGCGGGCGCGCUUGUCAUGUUCCCUCUCUCACCCUGGGGGCAUCCUGCAGAACCUCUCCUCGGAAAUCCACGGGGAAAUGGCAAACAGGAUUGACGGGUUUCACACGCUCCUCGCUAGACAGAGCCGCUAAUUACCAUAACCGUCUGCAGCGACGGCGGCGCAGCGCCCCAGUCGCGGCGGCGGGACCUGCCGGGACCCUCGCCCGCCGCGCACCAGCGGUCACCGCCGACCGGGCCGCCGGGCCGGGACCGGCGCGAGUGGGCACCGGCGGCCGGGGUGGCGCCGAGCCCAGAGCGGACAAGCUGCAGCGCGAGCGCUGCGGCCGCCGCCUCCCGGCUGACCCCGCGAUCUGAGGCUGUCAGAGAUGACUCUGGUUCUGUCCAUGAAUAGAUUCUGCGAGCCCAUUGUCUCGGAAGGAGCUGCUGAAAUUGCUGGGUACCAGACACUAUGGGAGGCUGACAGCUACGGAGGCCCGAGUUCCCCGGGGCCAGCGCAGGCUCCUCUGCAGGGAGACCGGGGAGCCAGUCCCCCGCUGGCAGGAUCACAUUACAGGGGAAUUUCAAAUCCUAUAACAACAUCCAAGAUCACAUACUUUAAGAGGAAGUAUGUGGAAGAAGAGGAUUUUCACCCACCACUCAGCAGCUGUAGCCAUAAAACCAUCUCAAUUUUUGAGGAACGAGCCCACAUCCUUUACAUGUCCUUAGAAAAGCUAAAGUUUAUCGAUGAUCCUGAAGUGUACCUCCGAAGAUCUGUCCUUAUAAACAAUUUGAUGAAAAGGAUCCAUGGGGAAAUUAUCAUGCAGAAUAACUGGUGCUUUCCUGCCUGCUCUUUCAAUGGCACCUCUGCCCAAGAGUGGUUUAUGGCUCAAGACUGCCCUUAUCGAAAACGACCGCGGAUGGCCAAAGAGGAGUGUGAAAAGUUUCAUGCCUGCUGCUUUUACCAAGAAUGUGGUGGUCACUACCUGAAUUUACCCCUUUCUGUCAAUGCUAAUGUCGGAAGUGCCUCCACCACUGCCUCCUCUUCCUCCUCCUCCGCUUCCUCCUCAUCUUCCUCUUCCUCUCCCCCUCUGCCUUUACCGAGUUGUUCCCAUCAGGUGGAUUUUGAUGUAGGCAGCGCACCUAUUUACAAGGGUGAUGGCCAGAUACCUGCCAAUGAAAUCUUUGUUACCAAUGUCAGGUCACUUGGUGUUCAGGAAAAGGCCAAAUUAAAUGAUGAGAAAGCAAAUAAUGACACCAACAGGGAUGGCGGCCCCCUUAGCCAUGAACCUGUGGGAAAUGACCUGGCUUUUGAGUGCAAAGGCCAAUUUUAUGAUUAUUUUGAGACUGGAUAUAAUGAAAAAAACAAUGUGAGUGAGUCUUGGAAAAAGUCCUUAAGGAAAAAGGAGCCUUCACCAAGUAACAAACUGUGCUGCAGCAAAGGGAGUAAAGUAUGAGCCAUCUUUUCACCGAAACUUUGAAGCAUGCACAGCAUGAUCAAUUAGCUCUCAUAAAUUUUAUUUUGAAUGGAUUUUAUAGUUUUGUACAACUGAUAAAAUUAUGCCGUGAACAUGCCGUGUCGUUUUAAUGCCUGGAGAGCAGAUUGCAUAAAACAUCUGUAUAGUCGGCAUCAGUGAGCUACUGAUCAGUGUGGUGAUUUUACCAAGAAAAAAAUUGACUUAAUGCUUAAAACUACACCUUAGUUUUCUUACAGAAAAGAGCAGUAGAUUAGAUGGGGGGACAAUGGCCCCUUGUGAUAUUUCCAUUACCCCCAAGGAGUCUGUCACUAGCUAAGAAACUUCAACAUGUUUGCCAAUUAAUUAGGUAGUUAUUUGGUAAGCAAAUCAAUAUAACCAGCCAAGGAUGUCUGCUUUUUCUAGAUGAUACAGUAUUUUUUCUGAACAAAAGACUGAAGACAGGGAGCUAGAUGAAAUGGCUUCAUGGUGCUGUUAAGUAUUUGUAUUUAACAGUCUUGUGUGACAGAUGAAAAUAGGAUAUAACGCAAUGAAACACACCUGUCUAGGGGCAGCAAUCAACAAUAUGCGUGGAGGGUGAUCCCUGCAAAUUCUUGGCUUGCCCGUGAUGAGUGGUGAGGCUUUUAGAGAGGUGUUAUACAGGGCGAUUUUUGGUGCCUUACUUUAUCUUAAUUUUUGCCAGUGUGAAAAUUAAGGAUAAAUCAGAGUUACAGCAGGGAUUUAACAAACAGGAAAAAAAAAAAACACAGGGUGGAUCAAUAUUGUUUGGAAACUGUUAACUUUGAACUGUUAUGUUCAACUUUUAAUUCGACAUCUCUAUUCUUCCUUUAUUUUUGAUGCCCAAUUGCUUUUGGAUUUGGCAUUUUUAGAAAGGGAUGGAGGAAACAAUAGAGAGAGCUGUUAGAAACCAGCGCUAGCUGCUUGAUCUUUUCUAUGGCAACGGUCUGUUGCUGGGGUCUGGGUUUUUUGGGUUUUGGGUUGUUUUGUUUUGUUUUCUUGUCCAAUGAAGUUCAUGAACCAGUGGCAUGCUUUAUAUUUUAAUCUGUUUUGCAUCAUUUCACUCGUUUAGAUUAUAAAAGCAUGUGGUUUUUUAUAUAUGACUUUUGCUGUUGAUUAAGAAGCACAAUGUUAAUAAAUGAUGUGGUGAUCAAUAAGGUUUUAUCUUAAAGAAUGUAAAGAUUUGAGUUUUCGGAGAGUUAUUUUGGAGAAAUGGGACUCAGUGGGCAAUCGCUAAUAUGUAUUUGGUCAACGUUUUUCUCAAUAAUUUCUUUAAUUUGCACAUUGGCAAGAGUGUUCAGAGGGCCACUCUGACCAUCCUUCCUUCUGCUCCAGCCAACUCCUCCUUCUAAACUGUAUUCCAAUUUCCAAGGUUACUAAUUGAGUUGGGCCUCCUUAAACAAUGCUUCACAGGAACCAAAUGCCAAAAGGAGGAAAUAAGUAAGUCCUCCCAGUUUCUCCAAGAUAAAGCUUUUUUUAUUAUUGCUAUUAAUAUUACAUAUAGGUCUCAUUCAUACAGUGUAUGAGUAGGAUCAUCAUUUGGACAAUGUCCACAAGGACGAAUUUUUAAAACAUGUUCUUGUGUUAUGGCUAAAUAGUCUAGUAAUGUUUUGUCCUUUAUUUUCAAUAUUUGAUAAAUAUUUGAUGUUGAAAACUUAGAGAAUAGAUGCUUGUAUAUUAAUGUGUUGUUGUAAUAAAGUGAGGUUUUCUUGAUAUAUAUUUAUUAAAAUGAUCAAAAUUCA
Molecule: messenger RNA, 4072 nt
Organism: Ceratotherium simum simum (southern white rhinoceros)
Lineage: Eukaryota; Metazoa; Chordata; Mammalia; Perissodactyla; Rhinocerotidae
Gene: SERTAD4
Product: SERTA domain containing 4
Cellular component (GO): nucleus
Source: RefSeq, a predicted model, not a curated record